This is a messenger RNA of Eimeria acervulina, 3540 nucleotides long. Its product is annotated as ATPase, AAA family domain-containing protein, putative. Lineage: Eukaryota; Apicomplexa; Conoidasida; Eucoccidiorida; Eimeriidae. Gene Ontology annotation, molecular function: ATP binding; ATP hydrolysis activity. The record is from RefSeq and is a predicted model, not a curated record. The transcript has 8 exons. The coding region runs from base 1 to 3540 and encodes 1179 amino acids. Gene Ontology annotation, cellular component: cytoplasm.
AUGCACAGCACAGAUUUGAAGGCUGCCCGCCAGAAGGCGAGGGCUGAGGGCCCUCCUGCUGCUGCCGAGCACCUGCGAAUAACUCUCUCGCAGCAGCAGCCAGCAGCAACAGCAGCAGGAGGUGCGCUGUUUGCUUCAACAAAGACGCUGCAGCAGCUGCGGUUAGUGGAAGGCGCGCAGCGCCUCUUUAGGCUCGAGAGCGGACAGCAGCUGCCAAGCAGCAGCAGCAGCAGCAGCAGCAGCAGCAGCAGCAACGGCAUCCCACUCACCAACGGCAGCAGCAGCGACGACACCACACCCAACAACACCAGCAGCAGCGACAACAGCAACUGCAGCAGCAGCAACAGCAGCAGCAGCAGCAGCAGGGCGUGCGUUGUGAUAAUCCGCAAUGCUUCUUCGCUAGGUACAGCUGAGGCGCUGCCUUUGAUGCAUUUCGUAGCAAGUGCAGAUGUAUGGUGGGCCUUAGGCCUGGCUUCACAGGAGCAGCAGCAGCAGCAGCAGCAGCAGCAGCUGUCAGUGAUGGCGUCGCUGCUGCCGCUGCUGCAUGCACCUGUCACGUGCACUGAGAUCGAGCUGCAGCUGCUGCACGUCUAUACCACCACACCACCGCAGCAGCAGCAACAGCAGCAACAGCAACAGCGGUCCUUACCCUGGGUUUCAGGCGGAGCAGCAGCAGCAACAGCAGCAGCAGCAGCAGCAACAGCAGCGCGUACCAAGCCCCCUGCUGCAUGGUGGGCGGAGCUGCUGGAAGGCAGCCCACCUCAAAAUAGCAACAGCAGCAACAGCAACAGCAACAGCAACAGCAGCAGCAAAGGGAGCAGCAGCAAAGGCAGCAGCAACAGAGGCAGCAAGGCAUGCGUAAUGAAGGAGAGCUUGCGCCGUGUUGCUCGUCUGUCUCUUCUUUGUCGCUUCUUUCAGCAGCAGCAGCCGCUGCAGUUUUCUCUUGGGGGUCUCUGCUGCGUCUGGGUCGCCAGAGUUAUCGAUCAAGAAGCAGCAAAUACCCAGCAGCAGCAGCAGCAGCAGCAGCUUUACAGAGUCACGCCUGAGACGAAGGUUCGGCUGUCGCUCCAUCCUGAAGCUGACAUAUUCGCGCAGCAGCAGCAGCAGCUGCAGCAGCAGCAGCAGCAGGAAGGGCAGCAGCUGCUACAACAGAAGGAGGGACAACCGAUGGGCCUUCAAAAGCUGGCGGGGAGUGGAGCUGUGCUGCAGCAGGUAUUCUGGCAGCUGCUGCUGCCUCUGCUGCGCCCUGAUGCAUUUGGGGCAUAUGGACUGCAGCAGCCGAACGGUUUGCUGCUGUGGGGCCCCCCAGGGACAGGAAAGACAUAUUUAAUGAAGGCUGUUGCUGAGGAGAUGCUGCUGCUGCAGCAGCGCAUGCAGCAGCAGACUGAUGCUGCUUACGACAGCAGCAAAGCUGCGGCAGCAGCAGCAGCUGCUGCUGCUGCUGCAGCGGGGCUAAACAGCAGCAAUCGAGAGGGAGACACAGCAGCAGCGUAUUCGGAGCUGCUCUUCUCCCUCGUAACUGGCAGCUGGCUGCAGCAGCAGCAACAGCAGCAGCAACAGCAGCAGCAGCAGCAGCAGCAGCAGCAGCAGGAGAGAGUUGUUGUUGUGCUGCCUGAAGUGAGGCUUGUGCACUCAACAGAGUUAAUUGGGUCUGCACCUGGAGAGACAGAGGAGAAUAUUCAUCUCCUCUUUCAAGAGUGCUCUCGCAGGAGUGCUGAACGCGUGCAGCAAGCAGCAGCAGCAGCAGCAGCAGCAGCAGCAGCAGCAGCAGCAGCAGCAGCAGCAGCAGCAGCAGUGCGCGUUGUAGGGGGCCGCACUUUGUUAUUUAUCGAUGAAAUUGAUGCGCUCUGUCCCCAUAGACCCUCAGCAACGGAGGCGGGGCGUCGUCAGGUAGCAGCACUGCUAUCAUGUUUAGACGGCCUUAGCAGCAGUUCUUUUGUUUUUGUUGUUGGUGCAACAAAUCACAGAGAAGCAAUUGAUGAAGCUGUCAGAAGAGCAGGCAGGCUCGAACUAGAAAUUGAGCUGGGUGUCCCCUCUGCGGGCGAGCGGCUGCAGAUGCUGCAGAAGCUGCUGCAGCAGCUGCCGCACGAAUUGAAGGAAGCUGAAAUUCGGGAGAUAGCUGACAGCACCCAGGCGUUUGUAGCUGCUGAUGUGGCGUUAUUGCUGCGGACGGCAGCAACAUUUGCCCUUAAAGAAAGCCUUCUCCAGCAGCAGCAGCAGCAACAACAACAACAGCAGCAGCAGCAGCAACAGCAACAGCAGCAGCAGCAGCAGCAGCAGCACUGUUUGAAUGUAGACCACAUGCGUGCUGCACUUAAAGAGGUUGCGCCUUCGGGUUUAAAGGCUUUUUCUGUUGAAUUACCUGCUGUGAGGUGGGGAGACAUCGGAGGUUAUGAGGAGACAAAGAGACAGUUAAAAGAAUGUGUUGAGUGGCCGCUGCUGCAUGCAUCUCUCUUCAAGAAGCUGCUGCUGCUGCCUCCAAAGGGUUUGCUGCUCUACGGUCCGCCCGGCUGCAGCAAAACUUUACUUGCUAAAGCUGUUGCUACAGAAAGCAAAAUGAAUUUCUUAUCUGUAAAGGGACCGGAGUUGUUUUCAAAGUGGGUUGGGGAGUCAGAGAAGGCCAUCAGGGAUUUAUUCAGACGCGCUCGACAGAAUUCGCCUUGUGUUAUUUUUUUCGAUGAAAUUGACGCCUUGGGUGUAGACAGAGAAAGAGGAGACACUUCGGGUGUGGAGAGUCGCGUAUUAUCUCAGCUGCUGACGGAGAUGGAUGGUGUGGGGCCCCACAGUUCAGUUGUAGUGUUAGCAGCAACAAAUAGGCCGGAUCUGCUUGAUGCUGCGCUGCUGCGUCCCGGGCGUCUAGACCGUCUGGUGUAUGUGCAGCUGCCUGAUAGACAUGCGAGGCAGCAAAUAGCAUUCAAUACACUCAAACGAGUACCCAUACACCCCAGCGCUGCAGCAGAAGCUGCUGCUCCUAAUGCUGCUGCUGAUCGUAGGGAGGCGCAUGCAGACCCUGGGGAGCCUAUGCAGCAGCAGCUGCAGCAGCAGCUGCAGCAGCAGCAGCAAAGUGCUACGAAUAUGCAGAUGAAUCCGAAAAGAGAAGACGGGCUCACAGAGGGCCUUGAAGAGCAGCAGCAACAGCAGCAGCAUCAUCAGCAGCAGCAGCAACAGCAAGAGAAGCAGCAGCAGCAAAACAGCCCUGCAGCAGCUGUAGCUACCUGGCUCAGUGUACGUACAGCUGGGUAUAGUGGGGCUGAGAUAGUUAUGAUUUGCAAAGAAGCAGCUCUAGACGCAAUUAGAGAACAUAUUACUUGCUGCACAGCCCCACAGCAGCAGCAGCAGCAGCAGCAGCAGCAGCAGCAGGGUGAGCCUCCGCUGGCGGUGCAGCUGCGCCACUUUGAAGCUGCGCUGCAGCGCAUGCAGCCCCGCACCCCACAGUCGCUGCUGCAGCUAUAUAAGCAAUACAGCAGCAAGACACAAGGUGCAGCAACUCCUGCUGCUGCUGCUGCUGCGGAAGCAGCAGCAGCAACCACCGCAGCUUAG